AUGAUCGAUACCAAAUUGUGUGCUCUCACAGACUAUGCUUGUGUGUGCAAACGUCGUCAUCAUGGGCUAUUGCAUAAGGACCUUUCUACUUCUGAUCCAUCGUCCAAGGUUCCUAAAGUGGCUAUGUUUGUCAGCCAUCAAAAUCAACUGCCAUCUGUAGUACUAGCAACUGCACUACUUCAUGUGCAAGAUGUGGCUGAAAGUCCACAGAUGGUUCGGGCCUUGAUUGAUGGCGGCUCACAGAUCAGUGCCAUAUCUGCACAUUGUUGUCAACGACUAGGUCUACGAGCGGCAAAAUGGACAUUACCAUUUACCGGGUUAUCAGAAUUACCUGUGCCAAGCGUUUUGGGUAUCGUAGAUCUACAUAUUAUCCAACCUCGGGAUUCAAGUCAAUCUUCAAUGCCUGUAAGAGUUGGGUACUAUCUUCCAUAA
Macrosiphum euphorbiae (potato aphid) is the source of this 432-nucleotide messenger RNA. The record is from the annotation of a GenBank genome assembly. NCBI's taxonomy places the organism in Eukaryota, Metazoa, Arthropoda, Insecta, Hemiptera, Aphididae.